Molecule: messenger RNA, 330 nt
Organism: Gilbertella persicaria
Lineage: Eukaryota; Fungi; Mucoromycota; Mucoromycetes; Mucorales; Choanephoraceae
Exons: 1
Source: RefSeq, a predicted model, not a curated record
CAACUCUCGUAUGGGCCAAGCCUGGGCUUUGGUGAAGCAAGAGUGGCACAGCCCACUACAAACAACAAUGAUCUAUGCCAUGAUCUCCUGCGCUUAGGAAUCUUUUGCAAAGAAGCCAUCGAUACCCACCAUUGGAAUGCAUGUUUAGCUUUUCAGAUUCACGGAUUUACCAUUGUCUUCUAUUUGAUGCGAUUACGUUAUGAUGGCAUCUACACCAUGUAUGAAAUCGCAAAAGUAUUAUUCCCGCGUUCAUUGGAAGAACUGUCAUCAUUUAUAUCCUUGAAAAACCUUCAAUCUUUGGCUCAAGUAUCCGAAUCAUUUUGGCGAUUG